Messenger RNA from Lathyrus oleraceus (garden pea), 2370 nucleotides. Its product is annotated as probable LRR receptor-like serine/threonine-protein kinase At5g63710. Lineage: Eukaryota; Viridiplantae; Streptophyta; Magnoliopsida; Fabales; Fabaceae. Gene Ontology annotation, biological process: protein phosphorylation. Gene Ontology annotation, molecular function: protein binding; ATP binding; protein kinase activity. The coding region runs from base 335 to 2131 and encodes 598 amino acids. The transcript has 11 exons. The record is from RefSeq and is a predicted model, not a curated record.
CAAAGCAAAAUCCCAACUUAGUGGGAUUCUCAUUCUCUUCCCACCAUCACAUUCUUUCUCAUUGCUCUCUUAGUAUAUUCCUUUUUUUCCUCUUCUUCUUCACACAUUUUUUACCUUUCUUCAUGUUAUUUCUAAAAAGUUUACCCUUUUUAGCCCUCUUUCUCAAUGCCAUGUGGGUCCCUCCCUCCUUUGCCACUCAACUCAUUUGACAUUCAUCUUUCUCACAACAAUAAAGUCUCAUCUCAUCCCUCUCUCCCUUCAACUCUAUCAUUCUUCAUGUUCCCCAAACUAGGAUUGCUUAGGUUUGUUUUCAUUGAAUAUCAAAGUGGUUUUCAUGUUGUCCCCAAAUUCUUCUAGCAAGGUUGCUUUCAGAAUAUUUAUGAGGUGGUUCAUAUUCAUAGUUGUCUUGAAACUUAGUUCUUCAAUCAAAGAUCCUGAUAUAGAAGGUGAAGCUCUGCUUGAUCUUUUGAAUAGUCUCAAUGAUUCAAAUAAUCAAAUAAAAGAUUGGGAUAGUCAUUUAGUGAGCCCUUGUUUCAGUUGGUCACAUGUAACUUGUAGAAAUGGACAUGUCAUAUCUCUGACUCUGGCUUCAAUUGGAUUUUCUGGAACACUUUCUCCCUCGGUUACCAGAUUGAAAUAUUUGGUUAACUUAGAAUUGCAGAACAACAAUCUUUCAGGCCCCUUGCCCGAUUACAUUGCCAACUUGACAUACCUACAAUAUCUAAAUCUUGCUAACAAUAAUUUCAAUGGUUUGAUACCAACUACAUGGGCUCAACUAUCUAAUCUCAACAAUGUGGAUCUUUCGUCUAAUGAUCUUACCGGAACUAUCCCAACACAACUCUUUUCGGUUCCGAUGUUUAAUUUUUCGGAUACGCGCCUUGGUUGCGGCUCUCGCUUCGAGCAGUCUUGUGUUUCUAAAUCUGAUCGUCCAGAUUCAACGGGCAAAUCAAAAUUGGCAAAAGUCGUGCGAUAUGCGAGCUGUGGUGCAUUUGCACUUCUGAUUCUCGGGGCCAUCUUUACGUAUAGACACCAUCAAAAGGAUAGACACAAAAAUGAUGUCUUUGUAGAUGUUUUAGGUGAAGAUGAGAGCAAAGUUUAUUUUGGCCAAUUAAGAAAGUUUUCUUUGCGCGAACUCCAACUUGCGACUAAAAAUUUCAGCGAAAGCUGUGUAAUUGGCCAAGGUGGCUUUGGAAAAGUGUACAAAGGAAUUCUCUCGGAUAACACAAAAGUCGCGGUGAAACGUCUCACUGAUUAUCAUAAUGCUGGUGGAGAGGCUGCAUUUGAGAGAGAAGUUGAUCUCAUUAGUGUUGCAGUUCAUAGAAACCUUCUAAGACUAAUUGGAUUCUUUUCAAGCUCAACUGAAAGAAUCCUUGUAUAUCCUUUCAUGGAGAAUCUAAGUGUAGCGUAUCAAUUAAGAGAUUUGAAAUCUGAUGAGAAAGGCUUAGAUUGGGCAAAAAGAAAGCGUGUGGCUUUCGGUACUGCACACGGUUUGGAAUAUCUACACGAGCAAUGCAAUCCGAAGAUAAUUCACCGUGAUCUAAAGGCUGCAAAUAUCCUUCUAGAUGACGAGUUUGAACCUGUUCUCGGUGAUUUUGGAUUAGCCAAACUGGUUGAUGCACGGAUGACUCAUGUUACCACUCAAGUGCGUGGUACAAUGGGUCAUAUUGCCCCGGAAUAUUUGUCAACUGGAAAAUCAUCUGAGAAAACAGAUGUUUUUGGAUACGGCAUAACACUUCUCGAACUUAUCACUGGUCAGCGUGCUAUUGACCUCUCUCGGCUCGAAGAGGAGGAAGACGUACUUCUCAUUGAUCAUGUAAAAAAUCUAUUAAGAGAAAAUAGGCUGGAGGACAUAGUGGAUAACAAUUUGGACACGUAUGAUCCGAAAGAAGUCGAAACCAUUCUUCAAGUCGCAUUACUUUGCACCCAAUGCUACCCGGAGGAUCGUCCGACGAUGUCCGAGGUCGUAAAAAUGUUGCAGGGAGUCGGAUUAGCAGAUCGAUGGGCGGACUGGAAACAACUCGAAGAGGCUAGAAAUCAAGAAAUAGAAUUGUCACUCAUGACUCAUCAAUUUCCUUGGAGUGAUGAAUCAACUCUUGAUCAAGAAGCUAUACAACUUUCAAGAGCAAGAUAGGAAUAACAUAAACUGAAGUCAAUUUUGAAAAUGCUGUUGCUUGCAACAUAGAAUAUAAUAUGUAAGGGCAUGUAUACAUACUUAUCUUAAAGUCUGUGCUAUAUAUAGUGAUGAUAUUGUAUAUGUAGAAUCGAAAAGAAAUGAAUGAGAGGGUUUGGUGCAGAUAAUAGAAGUGAAGAUUUAGGUUGCAAUAUAUGUGUAUCACAAUUCACAAUUAUGCAUGUGUCUCUUUCAUUGUA